This is a messenger RNA of Paramecium tetraurelia, 2701 nucleotides long. RefSeq lists its product as uncharacterized. The transcript has 4 exons. Gene Ontology annotation, biological process: tricarboxylic acid cycle; citrate metabolic process. Lineage: Eukaryota; Ciliophora; Oligohymenophorea; Peniculida; Parameciidae. Gene Ontology annotation, molecular function: 4 iron, 4 sulfur cluster binding; aconitate hydratase activity. Gene Ontology annotation, cellular component: mitochondrion; cytosol. The record is from RefSeq and is a predicted model, not a curated record.
AUGCAAAAUAAUCCAUAUCCUACAUCUGAACUCAAAAUAGAAGGACAAACAUUCAAAUUUUACAAUCUGGUUGAACUAUUCGGAGAUAAAGUAACAAGAUUGCCAUACUCAAUAAGAAUAUUGUUGGAGUAAGCAGUCAGGAAUUGUGAUGGAUUCAAUGUGAAAAAGGAAGAUGUCGAAAGAAUAUUGAAUUGGGAAGAAACAUCCAAAAAAGACACAGAAGUAGCCUUCAAACCUGCAAGAGUGAUAUUAUAAGACUUUACAGGGGUUCCCUUAGUUGUUGACUUGGCAGCCAUGAGAUCACAGGCUCAAGCCAUGGGUAAAGAUCCAUAAUUAAUUAAUCCUCUAUGUCCAGUCGAUCUAGUGAUUGAUCAUUCUGUACAAGUUGAUUUUCAUGGAAAUUAAAAUGCUAGGGAAUAGAAUGAAUAGACAGAAUUUGAGAGAAAUCUAGAGAGAUUUAGAUUCUUAAAAUGGGGAAGUUCAGCUUUCAAGAAUUUUGAAAUAGUACCACCAGGAAGUGGAAUAGUGCAUUAAGUGAAUUUAGAAUACUUAGCAAGAGUAGUGUUUGAGAAGGACAGCCUCUUGUAUCCAGACUCAGUAGUAGGAACAGACUCUCAUACAACUAUGAUUAAUGGAUUGGGAGUCUUAGGUUGGGGAGUAGGUGGAAUUGAAGCAGAAGCAAACAUGUUAGGUGAAUGCACGAGCAUGGUACUUCCAUAAGUAGUAGGAUUUAAAUUGACAGGAUAAUUGAGUGCUCAUAUUUCAGCAACAGAUUUAGUAUUGACAUGCACAGAGAUGCUGAGAAAGAAAAAAGUUGUGGGAAAAUUCGUUGAGUUUUAUGGUCCAGGAGUAUCCACUUUGUCUUUGGCUGAUAGAGCAACUGUUUCAAAUAUGGCCCCAGAGUAUGGAGCCACUAUGGGAUUCUUCCCAGUUGACAACAAAACUAUCGAUUACUUGAAAUAAACAGGAAGAAGUGAAGAGAAAUGCAGUUUAAUCACCUAAUAUUUGAAGGCAGCCCAUCUAUUUUAUGAGGAAAGUCAAACAACUUUUAGUGACACUUUAGAAUUAGAUUUAUCAACUAUCCAACCCUGUGUGGCUGGACCAAAGAGACCAUAAGAUAGAGUUAAUCUAAGUUAAUUGAAAUAAGAAUUUACCUAAGGUUUAACAGCUCCAGUUUCCUUUAAGGGAUUCAAUGUUAAAGCUGCUUAAGAUGUUGAGUUUUAAUAUCAAGGAUAGAAAUAUAGUUUGAAUCACGGAUCUGUUGUUAUAGCUGCUAUCACAUCAUGCACAAACACUUCAAAUCCAGGAGUCAUGUUGGCUGCUGGUUUAGUGGCUAAGAAGGCUGUCUAAGCAGGAUUAGCAAUAAGACCAUACAUUAAGACAUCCUUAAGUCCUGGAUCUUAAUGUGUUACAUAAUAUUAUAAGGCAGCAGGAUUGGAUGUGUUUUUGGAUUAAUUGGGUUUCCAUAAUACAGGAUAUGGUUGUAUGACUUGUAUUGGUAACAGUGGACCAAUCGAUCAAGCUGUGAGUGAAACUGUUUCAAAUAAUGAUUUGGUUGUAGCUGCAGUUCUGUCAGGAAACAGAAACUUUGAAGGAAGAGUACAUCCAAUCACAAGAGCUAACUAUUUGGCAUCUCCUCCUUUGGUUGUUGCAUUUGCCUUGGCAGGAAGAAUGGAUAUUGACUUUGAGAGUGAACCCAUUGGAGUUGUGAAUGGUUAAAGUGUAUUUUUGAAAGACAUUUGGCCAACUAGAGAUGAAAUCAAAUAAUUGGAAGACUAAGUUGUUUAACCAUAAAUGUUCAUUCAAACUUAUUAAUAAAUCAAAUAAGGAACCAAAAAUUGGAAUGAAUUAUAAGUACCAAAGGAUUAACUUUAUUAAUGGGAUCAAUAAUCGACUUAUAUUCAUCAUCCACCAUACUUCCAAGGAUUAAGUUUAGAAUUGCCAGUCAUUAAUCCAGUUACUAAUGCUUAUUGUUUAGCAGUUUUUGGAGAUUCCAUUACAACUGAUCACAUUCAGUCCAGCUGGUAAUAUUUCUGCAAAACAGUCCUGCUGGUAGAUAUCUUUAAAGAAAGAGGAGUUGCUUAGAAGGACUUCAAUACAUAUGGUGCAAGAAGAGGAAAUGAUGAAAUUAUGGUCAGAGGAACAUUUGCUAAUGUUAGAAUCAAGAACAAAAUGUUGCAAGGAAAGGAGUGUCCAAAUACUAUUUAUGUGCCUACAGGAGAAGUUGUGGCUAUAUAUGAUGCAGCUGAAAAGUAUCUACAUUCAAAUCAAUAAACUAUUGUUAUUGGAGGUGCUGAGUAUGGAUCUGGUUCAUCCAGAGAUUGGGCAGCCAAAGGACCCUAUCUUCAAGGAGUCAAGGCUGUCAUUGCUAUUUCUUAUGAAAGAAUCCACAGAAGCAAUCUUGCUGGAAUGGGAGUAUUACCUCUUGAAUUCACAAAUGGACAAACUCCUGAAUCUUUGGGAUUGACAGGACACGAACUCUUCACCUUGAAUGUCAAUAAGGACAACAUUAAAGUUAAUCAAAUUGUCGAGGUUGUUGUCAAGAAAUCAGAUGACACUACUUUCAAUUUUAACACUCUCUUGAGAUUAGAUACUGAUGUAGAGUUAGAGUAUUAUAAGCAUGGAGGAAUCCUAUAAUAUGUGUUAAGAAAAAUAUUGAAAUGAGUCUAUGGUAUCAAAUAUAAAUUUCUAUAUGUUUUUA